AAUUGGGUGCCCUAGAUUCUAGGUAUUCAACUAUACCAUCUCCAAAAGCUGAAGAAGAGACACAUAUACCAACAGAACCAGAAGCAAGAUCUAUGGAAAAGCAAAGUAUUGAAGUUGAAACUUCAGGGUUGGAGGCAGAUUUUCAAGAUGUGUCAUAUUCAGUAUGUGAAUCAGACAAGCACUUAGAUGCAUCUGUUCCACUUCCAAGCACUGAGGGAGAGACCUUCAGUCACUCCUGCCUAUGAUUCCAGAAUUGGAUUAUAAAUCCCCAAUUCCAGCAGAAUGGGAGAGAGAAGAAAAGGAACAUUAUUCGUUCGUAACUCCAACAACAAAACUGGAAAGCCCUACUACUGCUUCAGAACCAGAGAGAAGCCCAAAUGCUGCAUUCAAUAGUUCACUGAAUGAGGCAGCCAAACCAUCUCCAGUAAUGGUAUCAAGUGUUCCUGAUGAAACAAAGGAUCAGACAGUUUCCAAAAAGUCCAAAGAAACGUCUGUGCUGGCGUCAGAACAGGCCAACUAUCUUUCACCAGAUCUUAAGGGCAAAGCUGAGCUAGAAGAAAGUCAAUUCCUUCUUCCAGUGCUGACUCCAGAACUGGGACUAGAUGAGACACCAUCUUUUACAGCUUUCCCCAUUGCUGGAGACCGGGUGGAGGCACUUCAUUCACCCAUGGCCCCAAAGACUGUGCCACAGGAAUCAAAUUCCAUUCCAGAAGAUUCUGUUUCUGAAGAAGUGAAGGGAAUGGCUCCUCCUGACUCACCCCUGUCUGCCGAACUGCUUUCCCAUGAAAUGUUUUCAUCAUAUGCUCUUUCUGCUGAUGAGAAACAAGACCAAUCACGUUACUUUGAUUCCCCAGUCACAAAUGAUCUGGCUACUGGAAAAGUGGGCAUGCAAGAUGCUCAGUCUCACUUGCUUGUUACUGCACAGUCUGAAAUGAUCGGUCAGGAUACCAAGGCUUGUUGCCCUGAGACAGCACAACUGAAGCAUGAAGAUUUGACCUUACUGGAUUCCACAGAAGAGAUCAAGGAGCAAGAGACUCCUCUGCACUCAUUUCCCACUGGGCCAUCCGCACCUUUACACCAAGAAUUGUUGUGCAACAAAGGUGAAGAGGAAAUCCAAGAAAGGGUACCUUUGCAGACUGAGCACUCCAAGGAGCAUGCUGUUCUCUCAAACUCUUCCAUCAUGCAAGAGGAACUAGAGCAGCUAAAGUUAUUGGAAUCAGGAAAAGAAUCAUCAAUAGAAGAAAUUCAGCCUUUUUCUUCUACCUUUGUUCAAGAUUCACCCAAACUGCCUGGUGAGACAGGAUCACAGGGACAACAGGACUACUUGCUUCAAACUGCAGAAUUGGGCUCUGUAGCUUCAAUGUUAUCUCAGUUAAUGGAUGAAGCAAAGAAACAAGAACUUCAUCAGCCACCACCUGCAGACUUGUCUUGUUCCUCAGAAAUACAAUUGUAUUCAUCUGAAGCACAGAAUCAGAACUCAGAAAAGUCACCAGCAGUUUCAUCUUUUCUCCCAGAGAAAGUGGAGGAGCAGCAGGUUAAUUCACAUCCAUCAGCAGUCUCAGUACCUUCACCCAGCUCUGCUCUGCUGGAUGUAUCUGACAAGGACAAGAAACAAAAGGGAGCAAAGGAGAUACCAGAAGAAUCCUUGUCCAUCACUGCAUUUCUCCUUUCUGAGGCAAAGGCGAUGCGUGCACGUUGUCCCCUCCCCUCUGAAACAGAGAAUCUAGAUGCUCAACCUCCUUCCAAGGAAGAUGGUUUGUUGAAAGAAAGAUCAGGAACCGCCUUGGCUCUUCUUCCUGAAACAAAUGUAACUAUUAAGAGAGAAGCUGAGCCUUCUUUGACACAUUUUGAAUCAGAGCAGUUUACUAAUAAACCUCAAACAGAUAUUAUUUCAAGCUGUUCCCUUGAAGAAAGAACAGAAAACAUUUCUGAUAUUCCUACAUUACCUCAGAUUGAACCCUCCUGUGCCUUGAUACUAAAACCCAUAAAUGAUACUCAUGCACAUGACCCCGAUUCAUCAGUAAAUUCAGCAGACUCUAACACAAUGGAUAGUAAGACUAUGGUAAUUAAUGAGGUUGUUCUUGCAAAAACAGAAGAAGAAACAUAUUUGCCCAGUGUGGACAGAGAUCUGAAAGAACCUGAGAAAUACUUACAAAAAGAAAAGGGCUUAGAAGAUGAGGAAAAACAAAGAGAAUUGAUACCUGCUCCUGAGCUUGAUCAAGAAAAAGAUACCUUUACUAUUUCUGAAGGUUACCAGGUAGGAAAAAUCCAAGCUCCUCCACUAAUUUCUCCUGUUGAUAAAGACAAGCACAUGCUUGAGAGUUUAGAAUACUUGGAAGCAGUUCCAUUGUUGAAAACAAAACCAUUUCAUGAUACUGAAGACGUGGUUCUUCAGCAGGAACCUUCAGUGGGUAAAAUUUUAGAAGGCUUGAAAGCAGACAUUCAUGAAAAUAAGGGAAAUGAAUCAAAGGAACUUACGAAAGCAAAAGGAGUCCAGGAAAGUGCAGAAACCACAAUCGAAGUUUCUGCUAUCCCAGAAAACAAGUGUUAUGGAAUUUUAAAAGCCACUGAUAUUGAUUACUUUGAAAAGUAUACCUUGACUGAUGAAACUUCCUUCACCCAGACAGGGAAAGAACAGUCUAUCAAAGAUGUGCAGAGGUCAUUUGACAUUACAAAUGAACAUUCUGAGGAAGGAACAUCUCCAGUUUCAAGCUCAGAGAGUAUUUUAAAAUUCUCUUCAUUAGAAAAAGACUUGGAUAAAGCCAAGAAAGAAAAUGCAACCAUUACCCAUGAAGCCACUUCAAAGAUACUAAAUGAAGCAGCAGCUACCAAAGGAAAUUCUGAAAACACAGCGGGUGAACUUAACUUGCUAGCUGCUGAUGCACCCUUAUUUAACACAGGAAAAGAUGUGUUAUGCCAAUCUCCAUUAACUCCCCUGCCUACUACUGUAGUGAGCCCUGGAUUUCUAGAAGCACCACCUGCUUUGUCAUUUUUAUAUGAAGAUCUCUAUGAAGGAGUAGUAGAAGAAUUAAAAGAAGAUAGCAGCAAAUAUCCAUCCAAUGAAAAAACUGAGUAUACAGAAAAUGAUGUUCAUAUUAGAGGUCAUGCUUCAGAUGAUGGGUCUGGAAUAUAUUGUAAAAAGGACAUUCCUGAUGAUUCUGUUCCAAAUACUUCAGAAGAAUCCCAAACAGAGAAAGUUCUAAAAGAUCAGCCUAUUAUUGGACAAGCUUUAAAUGAACCAAGAGUCACAGAAAGUGCAUGGGAACCAAGUGAAAAGAAACAUGAACCUCCUCACAUUCCAGCUGAAGCACCUGCCCCCGGAGGGGUCAUAUCACCAACUGGAGUUAUGGAGAGUCAGAGCAAUACAUUGAUAGAGAGCCCAGCUGAGAUUAUUAGUGAUGUAAAAGUUGAAAUUUGCCGGCCAACAUAUGCGAUUCCUUUUGGAAGUGGAUUCUAUAGCUCGGGUGCAAGUAAUGAUGACAGCGGCCAAAUAAGAGAAGAACAAUAUGUGACUGAAGAAACAGACCAGGUAUUACCUGAGGAAACAAGUGAUGAGGAGUCUAGUCCAAUCCUUGAUUAUGCAGCAACUGUAUAUCAACAUGAAGCAUCUGUGCAAAAUGAAGCCCAGGAAGUUGCUGAUUUGGCAGUUGACCAAAGCCAACAGUCUGAAAUAACAGAAGUCCAUGAAAUGUAUAAUGAUGUCAUAAAACCUUUGGAAGAAAGUCCACGUUCUUUUGAAGCAUCACAGGAUGCUGACUCUCACAGGCAAAAUGAGGGGCAAGCAGAAGGCAACGUAAUGGCAGCCGUUGAUGAGUCCAUGACACAGGAAGCACAUCUUUUAGAUCACAACCAUCUCGCCUGUCAGGAGACUGAGAGGCAGGCUUCUGAACAAAGCGUUGGAGAAUAUACUGUUCAUGAUCUAACUGAGCUCAACAGAGAAACAACAGACCAACAAGAACCAAAAGAAUUAUCUGACCAACCAUUUGUGGAACUGGACUAUUCUCUUUUAUCACAUGAGUUUGAUACCUAUCCAUUAUAUUCAAUAAAAGAAGAAGAGUACAGUGACAUUGAUGAAGAUCUAGCAGAACUCAUGGACUAUGAAAUGGUUGCCCGAGAUGAUGUCUUUCAGGAAGAAAUAUCCUCAGAAGCAGCUCAUGAAGAGCUGCUGCUUGAUGACAGAAAAUCCUUAGAUCAUAUUAGUGAUACUUACGAAUUUGUGAAUGAAAGAGAGGCAAGUAUGUAUCCUGAAGAAGAGGAAUUUGAGUUGAUGAAUUCUGAAAAGCUACCAAGAAAUAUUCCAGAAACUGAGAUCCUACAGGAAGAAAUAGAUUGGGCACAAUUGGAUAGCUAUUGCUACCAAUGUCAGUGUCCUAUCUCUGGCGAGGACAAGCUUUUUGGGGAGCAUAAAGAGCAUGAUGUGACAGACUUGGAUAGAGCCGCGACUGUAUUAAAGAGUCAAUUGGAUGGAUCCUUAGAUGUUUUGCAAGAAAGGUCUUUGAAGAUUGAGGGGUUUGUUGGUGAAAUAGAAGCUCUGUUUAAUUCUCUUGAGGAAAACUGUAAGGAAAAGGAGCAGCUUUUAGAAGAACAAAAUGAAAGUAUCAUCAAGAUGGUGGUGGAGAACCAUGACAGAAAGGCACAAAGCUUUGAGGAAGUAAAGAACACAAAAAUGGAGUAUCUUUAUGAACAGAUGGUGAAUUUUCAAGACUAUAUUGAUACAGCAAAGGAUACGCUGGAGACUAUAAUAAGAGAAACUGAGGGAAUGGAUGAUUUUGUAUUUCUACAGUCAUCGGAAGAAAUAAACAAAAGGUUACUCUCUGCAGUGGAGGAAAUUAUCACUGUGGAAAAGAUGCCUGCUGCAUUCUCACAGUUUGAGCAUUAUGCAGGUGGCUCAGCAAAUGCUGACCAGACCUUAACACACAUGCCUGUGCCACAAACACCUAAAUUACAACCCCAGGAUCCAAACUCUGCUACGAGCACAUCGAUUGCAGUGUACUGGACUGUGAAUGAAGAUGAUGUCAUUGAUUUCUUCCAGGUUUAUUGUAUGGAGAAAUGCCCAGGAAACAAAGAGCAAGGUGGCCUAGUAGAAGAAUAUCGUGUCACUGUGAAGGAGAGUAACUGCAUAUUGGAAGAUCUGGAACCUGGGCACUGUUACAGCGUGUGGGUUAUGGCUGUGAACUACACAGGAUGCAGCUUUCCCAGUGAAAAAUCCACAUUUAGAACUGCUCCCCCAACCCCGGUAAUAAACGCAGAAGAAUGUACUAUCUGUUGGGAUACUGCUACUAUUCGAUGGACUACCAGUCAUCCAGAAGCUACUGAUUCUUUUACGCUCGAGUAUUGCAGACAGUAUUCUCCUGAAGGGGAAGGUCUCAGAUCUCUUGCUGGAAUUAAAAGACCUGAAAUGAAGGUUCGCCUUGAAUCAAAUAUAAAUUAUUUCUUCUACGUGAGAGCAGUUAACUCCUUUGGAACGAGUGAACAGAGUGAAGCUGCCCUCAUCUCAACAAAAGGAACUAGAUUUCACCUUAUGAAAGAAACAACUCACCCUGCAUUGCACAUAUCACCAAAUGGAACCAUGAUAUCCCUUCCCAAAGACAGUAAACUCACUGGAAUCUCACCAGUACUGGGAGAGCUCCUGCCUGCUCGAGGCUGGCACUACUGGGAAACCACUGUGAGUGGCUGUGCAGCGUACAGAGUUGGAAUCUGCAGUUCCUCCAUACGACAAGACAGUGUCCUGGGGCAGAAUGGUGCAUCCUGGUGCUUGCAUUGCCCUAGCAAAACAAGUUGUGUAUAUAAAGUCCUCCACAAUGGAGAGAUGAGUGAUGUGAUUGUCACAGAAGAGCCAGCCCGGAUUGGCAUUCUGCUGGACUAUAACACUGGAAGACUCUUAUUUUUCAAUGCAGAAAGAGGGCAAAUGCUGACUUCCAUCAGGCACAAGUUCACUGAAGCUGUACACCCUGCCUUUGUGUUGGAGCAACCAGGGGUCCUGAACCUGCAUACAGGCAUGGAGCUACCAGAAUUUGUGGAGCAAAGCUAAAGUUUCCCUUCAAGCCAUCCACAAGACAAUAGCAAUAAUAAUAAUAGAAAUUGUUCAAAACUGGGAUUGUCUUUUUGAACCUCCUAGCAAUGUCUAUGUUCAGGGAACAUAAUCCAGAUAGAUCUUCAGAGGGUUGAAUGACCUCAUUAGACCACAGCCCCCAUGCAUAGUAGUUUCCUAACUCCAUCACAAAGUCCUUUUUUAUACUUAGAGGAAGCUUCAAAAGCAGAACAAAAACUCCUUUUAGAAAGAAAAAUGAAAAGCUCACAGGGCACUCACAACCAUCCACAAGCCUCCAAGUAAUAGCUGUUUAUAUUCACUGGAGUCGUUGUGCUUAAGACUCACAAACAAAACCAUAAAUAAGUCCUCACCACUUACUACAAUGCAUGUACUCUGUGAUGUAUAUCAAAGCUUUUCUGGAGAAAGGAAUGAAGGAAUGCCACAUUCACUGAAUGGGAGGCACCAAGAACAUUUCUUACAUGGAUGAAAGAAAUGUUGUUCUUAGGAGCACCAGCGUGUUCUAACACGGUUCCCAAGCAUUUUAACAGGGCUUGCCAGAUAAAUGUUAAGGAAAGCGUGCACGUAUAGGCCCUGUUUGUGCUAUUCAGGGAGCAAUGAGUCAAGAUUGUUGAUGCUGCCAGAAGUGGAGUGGGAUUCAGUCUUCUUGGGUUCCAACCGAGUCAGUGCUCCUCUUGCCAUUAAUGCCUCUUGCUAGCUCCUCUCAAACCAGAAGCACAAGGCACCCUGCAUGAGGCACCUUCAAAGCAUUCAGGGUUCUCAGUCUGCUAGAGGUUCUGAACAUAGAAGUCUCCUUCCAUAUGGGCAUUGCCCUCACUCGUCUGGAACAGGUGUUAAUAUGAAAAUAAUUCUAGUAUUUUAAUAGUUUUACAUGGGAUUAAAAAUAAUGAUAACCAGAUUUUUAGUGUCGUAGUC
This is a messenger RNA of Varanus komodoensis (Komodo dragon), 6964 nucleotides long. RefSeq names its product cardiomyopathy associated 5 (gene CMYA5). The record is from RefSeq and is a predicted model, not a curated record. The transcript is spliced from 14 exons. The coding region runs from base 242 to 6031 and encodes 1929 amino acids. Gene Ontology annotation, molecular function: protein binding. NCBI's taxonomy places the organism in Eukaryota, Metazoa, Chordata, Lepidosauria, Squamata, Varanidae.